Molecule: messenger RNA, 384 nt
Organism: Triticum turgidum subsp. durum (durum wheat)
Lineage: Eukaryota; Viridiplantae; Streptophyta; Magnoliopsida; Poales; Poaceae
Source: the annotation of a GenBank genome assembly
AUGUCAUUGACCACCAAUGUCGAUGUGUUUAAGCCGCCCCGCAGAGGCUAUUACUGGAGCUAUUACAUCAUCACAAGUUCUCAAGAGCUAGAGUCCGCCCUGGCGCACCCUCUAGCGCAAACCUAUCCGGUGGUGCUCAUGUUCUGGGCGAGCUGGAACGAGCCAUGCAGGGUGAUGAUGAGACCCUUUAGGGCCAUGGCCGUGGCUAAGAGAAGGGCCGCCAUAUUCUGCCAGGUGGACGUCGACAAGUUCAAAGAUAUCGUGGAGCGGUACCGAGUGGAGGCGCUGCCGACGUUCCUGCUGCUCAAGCAAGGCAUGGAGAAGGGCAGGGUCGUCGGCGCCAAGGUCGGGGACCUCAGCACCAUCAUCAUGGCCAACAUAUAG